This is a messenger RNA of Penicillium chermesinum, 1845 nucleotides long. RefSeq names its product flavin-containing monooxygenase. Bases 1 to 1845 code for a protein of 614 amino acids. The record is from RefSeq and is a predicted model, not a curated record. The transcript is spliced from 2 exons. Lineage: Eukaryota; Fungi; Ascomycota; Eurotiomycetes; Eurotiales; Aspergillaceae. Gene Ontology annotation, molecular function: NADP binding; flavin adenine dinucleotide binding; N,N-dimethylaniline monooxygenase activity.
AUGCCUUCGCCCACCCGCAUUCAUAAACGCCGCUUCUAUGGGGAAGAUGCCCAUACCUAUUACCCGGUUCUCAUUAUCGGCGCGGGGGAGUCGGGCGUGGCGAUGGGUUGUCGUUUGAAAGAGGCCUUGGGCUUCGAUCAAUUCCGGAUCUUUGAGCGACAGUCGGGGAUUGGGGGUACGUGGUGGAUCAACCGCUAUCCUGGAGCUGCCUGCGACAUUCCGGCAAUGCUUUACUCGUUCUCUUUCUCUCCUAAAACUGAUUGGUCGACCCUUCAUCCUCCUGGAGCGGAACUUGCUCAAUACUUUGCAGAUGUCUGCGAGAAAUACCAAAUCGUCGACAAGAUCCAGUUUCACACCGAUGUCCAACAUCUUCGAUGGCUUGAAGACGAAGAGGAAUGGGAGGUUACUCUGUCAUACCUUGCUCCAGGCACAGGUGAUCUAUCAUCCUACGAGCGGGAGCAACUCGCUGCCAAAGAGGGCGCUCAUCGGGUAUACAUCAAGACUGAGGUUGUACGCGCCAAAAUCGUUGUCAGUGGCGUGGGAGGGCUAGUCGAGCCUAAGAUUUGGCCUGCGAAUGUCCCGGGGAUCGAUAAAUUCCAAGGGCAAGUGAUGCACACAGCUCGCUGGGAUGAUAAGGUUGAUCUACGUGACAAAGAUGUUGUCGUCAUUGGGUCAGGUUGCAGUUCUGCCCAGGUGGUUCCAGAGAUCGCGAAGCCAGAAGCCCACGUACGCUCGGUCACCCAGUUGAUGCGAACUCCGCCAUGGGUGCAGCCAGACCUUCUCCCUCCAACUUAUCUUCGGUGGUACGAAAAAUGGAUGCCAACGUUGCUGACGCGCGUGCCGGGGCUGGGACGCCUUUUCCGGGCCUACAUUUUCUGGAGGGCAGAACAUGGCUUUUUGACCAUGUUCGCCGACACGGCAUAUUCUCGCCGAAAGAAGCCAGGAAUCGAGAAAAGGUUCCUGGAGAAUAUGCGCAAACACGCACCCAAAGAAUACCACGAAAUGCUUACCCCAAACUAUCCUCUCGGAUGUAAGCGACGGGUGGUCGACAACGCAUGGUACAAGAGUUUGAACGCUCCCCAUGUUGAGUUGAGCACCCAGCCUUUGACCCAGGUUCAUCCAAGGAGUGUCACUAUAGGGCCGGGGCAUCUUUACCCUAAGAAUGCCGAUAGCCCUGAGCGAGAGAUUCCCGCAGAUGUGAUCAUUCUAGGCAAUGGGUUUGAGACGAACCAGUGGCUACACCCACUCAAGGUCACCGGUAGAGGUAAUAAGGAUAUCAAUGAGGUGUGGGAAGAACGCGGUGGCGCACAGGCAUAUCUGGGUAUCGCUAUGGAUCAUUUCCCCAAUUUCUUCAUGUUGUUUGGCCCAAACACAGGGACUGGGCAUACCAGUGUGAUCUUUGCGACAGAGAAUGCCGUCGAGUUUUCUCUCCGGUUCAUCAAACCCAUUCUGGAGGGCCAUGUGAGUGCAUAUGAGGUCAAAGAGGAAGCAGAAAUAUCAUGGACAAAGCAGAUACAGAAUCAGCUGCAGAAGACCGUUUUCCGUCGUGGGGGGUGCUCAAGCUGGUAUAUCACCGCGGACGGCUGGAAUUCGUCCACCUAUCCGUACUCUCAGCUCCAUUACUGGUAUAGGUGCGCUUUCCCCGUAUGGGGUGACUGGUCUGCCAAAUUGACCCGAAAGGGAGUCAGUCAUCAGCGGGUUUCCCGGGUACUUCGACUACUUGUACUUGGCAGCUUUCUCUUCGGUGUGCAAUGGCUUCGGAAGAAGCCCCAGUAUGCGCUGCAAGUGGUACAGUUGCUCGGCUCUUGGAAGGAACAGCUUUUCUCGAGGCUUAGGUUUUUCUGA